Molecule: messenger RNA, 897 nt
Organism: Talaromyces proteolyticus
Lineage: Eukaryota; Fungi; Ascomycota; Eurotiomycetes; Eurotiales; Trichocomaceae
Product: putative FAD dependent sulfhydryl oxidase Erv1
Exons: 2
Coding region: 178-744 (188 amino acids)
Cellular component (GO): mitochondrion
Molecular function (GO): flavin adenine dinucleotide binding; flavin-dependent sulfhydryl oxidase activity
Source: RefSeq, a predicted model, not a curated record
CACUUCUCGAGUAUACUGUAUUAUAUCUUCUUGUAUUUUAUAUUUCAUUCCACUCGUUGCAUCAGCAUUUCCUCCUUUCAUUUUUGACUGACAGCGCAUUCGGCAUCUACCGGAAAUAAUCAAGUGAAGAAAAUCCAACAUAUUCAAAUCACAGAACCCCAAGUCAAGCAAAACAACAUGAAUGGCACAGCUAGAGCUAGUAGCUCUACACCAGCCAGCGAAAGCCAAAAGCUUCCGCCAGGCAUGGUCCUAGACAAAGACGGGAAACCCUGUCGCCUCUGCACCUCCGCCGCCUCGUGGCGCGCAAUGGCCAAGAAGGCAUCAGCAGCCAGCUCCGCCACUGCUGCAGCUGCUGCCGUUGCGACUAUACCAGCUACCACAAGCACCAACAACGACUGCCCGCCGGACGUCGAACAGCUCGGCCGCUCAACAUGGACACUGCUACACUCCCUCACAGCAGCCUACCCAACAACCGCGUCCAACGAACAACAGACCGAAAUGCGCUCCUUUCUCGGCCUCUUCUCCAAACUCUACCCCUGCUGGGUAUGCGCCGACGAUUUUCGGGCCUGGAUGGCGCAUCCAAGUGGGAAGAAUGAGCCGAGAUUGUCGAGUCGCGCGGAGUUUGGGCAGUGGAUGUGUGAGGCGCAUAAUGCUGUGAAUCGGAAACUGGGGAAGAAGGAGUUUGAUUGUAAUUUCUGGGAGGAGAGGUGGCGGACGGGCUGGAAGGAUGGACGGUGUGAUUGAUUAUGAUAUGCCAACGACGUGUAAAUAUAUAUAUGGCCAGAUGAGGUUUUUGCCAUUGGUGACUGAGUAUGUUGUUAUGUCAUCUCUACUCUUAUGUAUUUUAGAUGGAGGAUUUUUGCAUUGGAUUGCAUAUGACUAGAGCAGGCGCGGAUA